AAGUCCAGCUUCGAGAGCCAGUUGUUUGUUUCUACGUUUCCCAAAGAUACUCACCGGGGCGACUCGGGACGUUUUUCUUUUUUUUUUUCUUUUGCGGAAACGACCGUCCUUUCGACGUAUCUCCAGCUCAGCCCGCGAGUCGCGUCUUUCUUUGUCUCCGUUCGUUCCGUGACGUUCGUUCGUUCGUUCGUCCUACAGACGUCUUUCAGUUCGUCGUUGUAAUAAUGGUCGUUUCUUUUGCAAAGCUUGAACGCCCGACGAAGAUUCGCUGAGAAUUCCUAAGUAGAUAAAAUUAAUUUGGAGUAAAAGAUGUCUGCGGAAUCACCAAGGCGAGGUGUACAUAAAGGAGCUCAAGUUGUCUCACCUCAACCUAUAGUGGAUCGCUCGAUCAUCGACAGCGUGGCUGGGAUCAUCAACGACAUAGUGCCACAGGGAUACGCUGGAGUAUCCAAUUCCGAUAAUAAGGAAACCAUAUCAUGGGCACGAUUUGAGUACGCGGAUAUAAAUGACCCCGCUUUAUAUCCCGACUACAAUGAAGGUUCCAGUACGCCACCAUUGUUAUUGGUGCUGGGAUACGCGACUGGUGUUCAGGUAUGGCUGAUAGCAGCGACGGGAGAGGCAACGGAGGUCUUAUCAUGGCGGCAGGGCGUAGUUCGUACCCUUCGAAUUCUACCAAAUCCAAAGACUGACGACGAACAUGUCGACCCAUUCGAAGCGAAACGGCCAAUGGUAGCGAUCUGCGACUCGGCUGGUCCGGGACCACAAUUUUGCCACAUCAGCUUCAUCUCCUUAAAAACCAGCGAGCAAGUGAAAAGCAUAAAAUUCAAAAAUCCUGUCUGCGACGUGCUAGCGAACAGACAGUCCGUGGUUGUGACGUUCUUAGAAAAAAUUGCCGUCUUCGAUGCCAGAACGUUAGAGGAUAUUAUUACAAUCACCACUUGCUACGCCAGCCCUGGCCCGAAUCCAAACCCCGUCGCUCUAGGAACACGAUGGCUCGCUUACAGCGAGAGGAAACUGAUACCCGCGAGAAGGAGCAGCGGCGGUUGUGAGGGCGAAGGUGUGCAGAGUUACACGGCGACGGUCCUUUACGCGGCGAAGUCACUGGGCAAGGGUCUCCGUGGACUCGGGGAAACGGUGGCCUCAAGUCUCACGGGGAACUCGGUCUCGCCGAUGGCGGUCAACAGCACGGGCAGUGACGUGACUCAGCCCGGUGUCGUGACGAUAUUGGAUCUUCAGGCGGCGAAAGAGGAGAAAGAGUUGGACGAUGCGAAUAUAGAGACUGUAAUUGCUCAUUUUACUGCCCAUAGUGACGCGAUCGUCGCCAUGACGUUCGACUUAACCGGCGCGUUGUUAAUGACAGCGGACAGAAGAGGACAUGAUUUCCAUGUAUUCAGAAUUCAGCCGCAUCCCGGCGGUCCAACACUGGCCGCGGUGCACCACCUGUACAUUUUACACCGUGGCGACACCACUGCGAAAGUACAGGACAUGGUGUUCUCAAGCGAUACGCGUUGGGCCGCAGUUUCCACCGUAAGAGGUACCACUCACGUUUUCCCCGUCGCUCCUUACGGCGGUCUCGUGGGUGUGAGGACGCACUCUACGCCUCACGUGGUCAACAGACUGUCGAGAUUCCACAAGAGCGCCGGCCUGACGGACGACGGCACCCGGUCUCAUUCGCCUGUGUCUCACGCGGAGCUACCUCUAUCUGUGUAUCCGUAUUCGAACCCUCGACUUCCACCGUACCCUCUUCCAACGAUACUGCAUCCUCUAUCGCAAAUACGGCAGCCUUCUUCUUUGAAUCACGUCAACAGCUCCUCGCAACCGAGCAGACCGCAGCAGAGACAACGAUUACAUUCGGACGACGGUGGGACCUUGCCAUUGAAGAUUUGCGUGUGCUUUGCUCCACCGAGAGCUUGGAUGUACGCGCAGAGGGAGUCCAGCAGCAAGGUUGUCAAGAGAGCGGUUGAUUCCUUGUUCAUCAUGGCAUGCCACGGCAAUUUGAUCCAAUAUGAUUUGGAACCUAAACCAGCUGCUGGAGUGCCAAAGGAAAAGGUUUGCGACGACACCAUGAUCGAGUUGGAGGUUGAAGCGAAGGGUCAAUGGCCGCUUUUGAGAACGCCCAAUUCUUCGGAAAUUGCACCACCGUUACCUCUAUCCAAUCCGUUGCUGAGCGUUACGUUCGCGCCGAAGAACAGCCAGGAACUCGACACAGCUGAGGACCGUUGGUUGAGCCAAGUGGAGAUCGUGACGCAUGCUGGACCGCACAGACGAUUAUGGAUGGGGCCGCAGUUCGUGUUUAAGACUUAUAACGCACCCAGCGGUGUCUCCGUUAAUCUGGUUGAAGCGGAAGCGGUUGAGAUCGGAGUUACGUCUGGUGGAUCACGUCCGGCGAGAUCUAAGCCCGUUAAUAUGCCACAUGCAUCCUCCAGACCUCUGAUGCCGGUGGUUAUCGACGGAUCGGGAAGCAGUUACGAGCAAUCGCCGAGGUUCAUGGAGGCCUAUGGCGAUCCUCUGGACAGUGAAAACGUGGCCGUCGGCAGUUGCGAAAGUCAACUGAGGGAAGAUCUCGCGGAAGCUAUGCUCGAGAUAUCUAUCGCGUCGCACCGUGCUCCAGGUAGGCGAUCGGUAUUUGAGAGGGUGGGUCAGCCGGUAACUAAAGUCGUCAACCCUCUUGGCACCGUGAUUACCGUGUCGGCCGACGAGGAGGAUACUGUCGUUAGCAACUCCGGUCAAGAGUUGUUCGACUCCGCGGAGGAGAUACUCGCGCCGCCGGAGGCACCUAGAAGCGUGUGCGCGGAGGAGGGCCCGGCCUCGCUCGGCGACCUCGAGCCGCCUGAGUGCGGCCAGACGCUGCGCGAUCUCACGGAGAUCUGCGCGGAGAUGCGCUCGGCGAGCGAGCCGGCGAUCGACAGCGUGCCCGACGAGAACAUACGCGAGCUGCGGGAGCGUAGGGCCCUCUGCGCGGAGAUGCUGACCACCGGGCCGGCGGCCGGGAGCGGCAGUGACGUCUCGUCGAUCGACUUCGAGAGGGAGGAGGCGUUUCGCGACGUGCCGACCAGUCUCAGUCUGUGCGCCGAGCAAGGCGAGAUCCCGAGCAGCCCGAUGACGCGGGCCAAGGAGACCGUCUGGUGCUGCAAGAAGUCGGGCAGGCGCGACGAGAGGAGCUUCGCCAAGGCCAAGUACGUCGUCAACUACGACGACGACAGUGUCACGCUGAUGGAGAACCGCACCGAGAGGAACGGGACUAUUGACGAGACGCGGCCGCCGAAUGAGGUCAGCCGGGGAGCGCUGAGGAGGUCCGCGAGAAGAGCCGGCGAUUCCGAGAAAGCGUCGGAUCCCGCGCGGAAACGUGCCGACCAGCCGGCUCGCGUGGAGAAGUACCUGGUGAAAGAGGACGAGGACAGCGUCAUCAUCGAGGACAGAUCGCUCGACGACCGGCUGGAGAAGCCGGAACGCGCGAAGGAGUCGACAGCCGCGGAAACGGGCCUGCAGAGCACCGACGACGACCUGCCGCCGUUGGACCCUCCUCCCCUGGACGAUUUCAGCUCCAUCGAGUACCACAUGGUGGCUGCCGCCGCUCAGUCGGACGACGACAUCGAGCACAUCCACAUGGAGAUGACGCGGCCGGAGGCCGGCGAGCGCGUCACCACCGGGUCGUCGCGCGGCCAGCAGCGGAAGAGCAGCAAGAGCACCAUCUCGGACGACGACCUGGAGUACAUACACAGCUCCGAGCUCGGCGACACUCCGGACGUCAAGUCCAGGAGGCCGGAGAGCGACGGCUGCUCGUCGCGCACCGCAGCUCGCAGGCACAGCAGGCACGCCUUGUCCUCCGACGACGACCUGGAGCACGUGCAGCACUCCGAGAUACGCGAGUUGGAGUCUCUCGCGGUGGAGAAUUGUUCGACGGAGCAACAGCAAGCGAAGCCGUCAGGCAAGAGGCGGAAGGACGUCAUGGUGAUCGACAGCGAGGCUGCAGCCGAGGUCACCGUGAUCUACAACCCUCUGGAGGAGGUCUGCGCCGCGGAGCGCAAGCCGGUGAGUCCCACGAGGAAGGCCAAGAGUCGGGCCGCCUCGAGGACCUCGUUGCCGGGCAAACGAGCUCCUUCGCCGACCGCGGAUCUCGUCGAGAUCAUCGACAUCGACGCGAUGCAGAAGGCCGAAGAGCUGGACGCCGCCUCCAAGUGCAAGAUUCUGCGUCAGGACGGCGCGCGCGGCAGGAAGCCUCGCAAGAGCAAGAAGUGGCACGCGAGUCAGUCGUCGCAGGUCGGAGUCGACUCGUCCAAGAUGGCCGAGGAGGAGUGGCGGGAGCCGGUGGUCGCGGAGGUGUCGUGGAGCUCGAUCGUCAAGAAGAAGUUGUCGGACGACGCCGAGACGGCGCUCCGGAAGGAGCUGGUGGACCUUGAGCCGCUGAUGGAGGUGGAGGAGCGCGCCUCCCGUGCCAAGGAGGAGGAGGAUAACGACGUCGGGACGACGGCGCUGAACGAGAGCCUCCUUGUAGACCUUCCGGUGCCGACGAUGUUCGAAGACGACGAGGAGGGCCCGACGGCGAGUCCGUUGUACGGAAGCAAGAAUCGCGUGCCGGCGGGGAGGACGACGGAGGACGACACUUCUCUCGUCUCGGCGGAAGUAGUAGCCGAGCGACGACAACGGCGACUCGUCGACGACGACGAUGGCUGCGGCGACGACGACGACGCCGAGACACGUCGAGGUAACGCAGCCGUGAGAGGAGAAUCGCAGGAAUCUUCUUUGCAGCUCGCCGCGGCGCGCCGUCGACGCCGGCAGGCGGAGGGGGAGGAGGAUCGAAACGAGGCCACCGGCGACAAGCGUAGCGACUCGGAAGAGCGUAGCGAGCCGUUGCCCGAGCACUCCUCGGACGAGCCGGUGAACGCGGCGACGACGAUCGUUACGGACGACGCCGAUAACGGCGGCGACAAUAACGCCUGUUGCGCGGACGCCGCCGAGAGGAAUAACGUCCGCACCAUGCUGUGGGCCGCCAUGUACGCCUCGGUCGGUACGAAGAAGGUCACCAGCGCCAGGUCCAAGAGGAAAAAGCGCAGAUGAGUAGAGGAUUGCGUGGACGUGCCUGGGGCCAGCCUUGCUCUAUACAUACUCCUGAUGCAAGUGACAGGGGUGGAUUAGUGUUUUUAAUCGAUAGAACGAGGGAACCUGUCGAGAUCGCUCAGUCGUUGUCCUCUCUNCUCUCUCUCUCUCUCUCUCUCUCUCUCUCUCUCUCUCUCUCUCUCUCUCUCUCUCUCUCUUCUUCUCCUUCUUUUCUCUUUCUUCGUAGAAAAAUGCGUAAACCGCGGAGAAUCCUGCCGUGCGAGCGAACGAACAACAAAUAGGUAGAUAGGUUGGUGACGUAAAGAUGGAAGUGCACACUGAGCGAAUGAACAACAAACAGACAGUGAAUGCAUAUAUAUAUAUAUAUAU
This is a messenger RNA of Dinoponera quadriceps, 5427 nucleotides long. RefSeq lists its product as uncharacterized. Gene Ontology annotation, cellular component: cytoplasm. The record is from RefSeq and is a predicted model, not a curated record. Bases 310 to 5058 code for a protein of 1582 amino acids. The transcript has 11 exons. Lineage: Eukaryota; Metazoa; Arthropoda; Insecta; Hymenoptera; Formicidae. Gene Ontology annotation, biological process: autophagy; response to starvation. Gene Ontology annotation, molecular function: protein binding.